CCUUAAGUUCCUUCAAACGUCCCCAUUCACAUCUGCACACGUACACAACACUCUCUUGGUUCUGCUCUUGUGAUCAGCAUGAGUUAUCCACUGGUGAUUCUGCUCUGUGUGGGACUUCUGCAUCAGACUGCGAGAGCUGUCGUCAUGGACAAACUAGCAGACAACAAGAUCUGUGGCGAUGCAGAAUGCUCAUAUGUUCUGUCCAUGGCCACAGCCCUGGAUGACUUCAUUGCUCCUGACUGCAGAUUCAUCAACAUCAGGAAGGGUCAGAUGGUUUAUGUGUAUUCUAAACUCGUACCAGCAGAGGGCACUGGAGUCUUCUGGUCUGGAAGUGUUUACAGUGAGCGGUAUGUGGACCAGAUGGGCAUCAUCGGAUACUUUCCUGCAACUGUGGUGAAGGAGACGCACAAGUUUGCGGUAGAAACGGUUAAGAUGCAAACAACUGACAUGGACUUCUACUGUGACUAAGGCAUGGCAGACUGGAAACUUCCUUUCAAGCUUUUCUUUUUGUAGCUCUGACUUUAACAGGAGAGUUAUUCAGUUGAGUCCCUGUGUCAGACUGUGUCAUUAUAUCCUGUUGUGUCUAGACAUUCAAGCGCUCUGUGUUGCUUAAGAUAUUUUGCUCAAUAAACCUUUUUUCCCCCACAUAAAUCCAAAA
This is a messenger RNA of Amphiprion ocellaris (clown anemonefish), 658 nucleotides long. RefSeq names its product otoraplin. Gene Ontology annotation, molecular function: protein binding. Lineage: Eukaryota; Metazoa; Chordata; Actinopteri; Pomacentridae. The transcript is spliced from 4 exons. The record is from RefSeq and is a predicted model, not a curated record. Bases 79 to 468 code for a protein of 129 amino acids. Gene Ontology annotation, biological process: cartilage condensation.